AUGUCUAACGUUUUUGGUCAGUUCGGUCCCGAAGAUUACUCUUUUCCGACGACUAGAGACGAUCUUAAAGAAUACUGUCGUGAUGUCAAGGAUGCGAAAGACUUGAGCAUAAAAUAUAGCGACGACUGUCUGGAGGGCACAUCACAGACACUAUUAUCUUUGGCUAAUUACAACUUCGACAAAGUAAACAAACAGUAUUGUAGCAAAAAUGGCAAAAAGAAAAAUGAUUUYCUCAGUUGGGGAAAGUGUGGUAAUGUGGCUCAGCCUAAAUUGAGAACCUGUUGGAGUAAAAUGAUUAAUGUAUUGGCCGUUACCAACAAAGUCAGAAAUGAAAAAAGCAAAGUACCCAUCAUUUGCUGUAAUUAUUAUGAAUGGGUUCGCUGUACAGUCAAUUCACUUAAAGAGAAAGGUCUGUCUGUUUGUUCAAAUGAUGCCAUCAAUGGCUUUGAGUCUCACAUAAGGAAAUCAUCGGUUGACUCAAUGAAUCUWAUUUGCAGCAAAUAUGAAGACGACUCCACAAAAUGCAGUUCUUUGAUGAAGGAAUUGCCGGACAGUAAACCCAAAAAACUAUAUAAAACUCCUUAUUUGUAUAUUUUUGAAAUUUUUAAA
Messenger RNA from Oppia nitens, 609 nucleotides. RefSeq lists its product as uncharacterized. The transcript has 3 exons. The record is from RefSeq and is a predicted model, not a curated record. The annotation marks the transcript as partial. Lineage: Eukaryota; Metazoa; Arthropoda; Arachnida; Sarcoptiformes; Oppiidae.